AUGUCGGGAGUACAAAGUAUGAAAGGUCGACCUCUAGAAAACUUAAAAGAACUCAAAGCGGAUGAUCUUAAGCGUAUCAUAGCUCUUCAACAUAGAGAACUGUUGGCUAAAGAUGAACGGCUGAAAGGAGUAGAAGACCUGACAAGAAUUUGUAAUGAACUGGAAGAGAAACGGCAGGGUUUGGAGACAAGGGCGGACAAUUAUGAAACGGCUUUGAGGCGAGCAGAGGCGAGGAUUGCAUAUUUGAACAAGAAACUUGGCCCCCAAACGACUUUUGAAAUCGAUGUAAUCAAUCCUGGGAUUUCAAGAAAAGAUUUUGAUGCAGUUACCAAAGAGAAUAUUCAAUUAAAAGAAGCGUUGGAACAUAUCGUACCGACAGAAUUGGGCGGUAAAGACAUUGUCAUU
This is a messenger RNA of Paramuricea clavata, 405 nucleotides long. The record is from the annotation of a GenBank genome assembly. Lineage: Eukaryota; Metazoa; Cnidaria; Anthozoa; Malacalcyonacea; Plexauridae.